AUGGGCAAAGAUUCCCAUUCUUCUGACAGCGAGGAGCAGACUAAUCCACGGAAGCGAUCAAGAAAAACACUUAGUGCCGAAGAGGAUAAUGGUUCCUCACACAAAAAGAGAGGCCGACCACGUGUGGAUACUCAAGAUGCCACUGCCGCAGAUCGUCGACGAACACAAAUCCGUCUUGCUCAACGAGCCUACCGCCAGCGUAAGGAGUCCACUAUCUCGUCUCUCAAGAAGCAAGUAUCUGGCCUUGAAAGUGUAGUGGAACAAAUGAACAAGACACUUCUGCAAUUCAACGACUCAGCUAUCAACUCUGGUAUUCUUGCUCUCCGCCCCCAGCUCGCGAAAGAACUCCAAGCCGCGACUGAGAUGUUCGGCCAGCUUGCUCAAGACACUGCUGCCAACGCGUCACAGGAUGAUGAUCAAGAAGGUAUUGAAGAUGUUCAGCCCGAGCCAACUGUAUCUGAACCACAAGCACCACCACAAAACAACAUUGCCAUGCCACCUACUCCAAACUUUGCACAACCAGAGCACGAUCAACUCGAUAUGGGCUUUGGUUACGCCCGCAUGUUCCAAGGCCGCGAAUAUGAUCUUCACCAACGAGAUGUCAUAUCAUCGUACCUCUCCGGCCUCCCUACUGAUCCUCUUCCUCCGCCGCCAAGCCAUCAUCAGUCACAUCAUCACCAAGACCUGCUGCCCUUUGGCCUCAUCUCCCAUGACCAGCAUACAUCGUAUCACGUAAACAAUGUCUCCACCCCUUCACCAAAACAUGUACCCUCCCCAUAUGGCGACAAUAUCCUCGCCACACCCUGUACCUACUCCUUUCAGGAAACGACUUUCGCCCGCCGUCUUCAGCGCUACUCCAUCGAGCGCGCAUACCAGCUAGUUAGUAGCAAAGCGUACCGUCCCGGUCGUUAUGAGAAGGUUUUCCGUCUCUCUCUCCUCACUGCGCCACACGAAGAGAUCGCUGGGCGCUUCCAAGCGCUCCUGAAACGCGGUCAACACGAAAGUCUGGAAUUCUGGGAAACACCGUUCAUUCAUCUAGGCGGCGCAGGCACGCAUUACCCACGGCGCGACGUGAAUGGAAAUGUGCUUCCGAUCUUGAACGGUUGGACAGUGCGGCGCAUUGGACCAAUUCCGUACCGGGGCCUCCUGAUGGAUGACAAGGGGCAUAUGCGAGAUAUCGAAUUGGAUCUGCGCGAGUUCCAGGGCGAUUGGUUCGAUGCGCAUGAUGUCCAGGGCUAUCUCGAGGAGAAGGGGUGUCGGAUCGAUCCGCAGAGCUCGUUUGCGGAUGCGCUGCUUGACGCGCCGCUAUCGCGCGCGUUUGAGGAUGUCAGCGGGCCACUGGCCAUGGAUUUGGGGAUGAUGAAUAAUACUGCGAUGUCAUUAGCACCACCAAGAAGCAGGAGUGGGAGUCUGUUGACCAGUGUGGAUGGGAAUAGGAGUGCGAGCUUGACGAGUGGUCAUUCGGGUAGCUAUCCGCGCAGUGAGAGCACAGGGGUACACACGCCGAAUUCAACGAAUGACGGCCAACCAGAAACGGGAUUUGGCUUUGGAUCAGGCAUGAUGGGUGCGAUGAAUAUGGAUGGAUUCUAUAACAUGAGUUUCCCGAUGAAGCCGAACAAGCCCAAACGGUCGGUUACGAUUGACGUGCAGAAGCUCUGCGAAGAGCUUGUGAACAGAUGCAUGUGCCUUGGACGCUCGCCAGGUUUCCGACCUAACGAUGUAGACGCUGCCUUCAAUGCUUCUAUCAUCAGCGCCUACUGA
Messenger RNA from Pseudovirgaria hyperparasitica, 1761 nucleotides. RefSeq lists its product as uncharacterized. Lineage: Eukaryota; Fungi; Ascomycota; Dothideomycetes; Acrospermales; Acrospermaceae. The record is from RefSeq and is a predicted model, not a curated record. Gene Ontology annotation, biological process: regulation of DNA-templated transcription. Bases 1 to 1761 code for a protein of 586 amino acids. The transcript is spliced from 3 exons. Gene Ontology annotation, molecular function: DNA-binding transcription factor activity.